AUGCCACCGCCGUCCCUACUGCCCGCUCAGCCUAGAGCCAUAGUCACCACUGCUCAACGCUACAAACGAUGGCUUUCGUAUAAUUCAGCUACCAGGAGUCAGAUGCCCACGCACACCGAACAACCGCACCAACACCUAACUGCCAGGGGGCAACCUCGAAAAGAAGUCGCCUUACCCAGCCAGGAAUCCCCAUCCGGAGCAGCACAAUACGCACUAACAACCCUCGACCAAAUCGUCAACUGGGCCCGACAGAGCUCCCUCUACCCCAUGACCUUCGGACUUGCCUGCUGCGCCUUUUGA
Molecule: messenger RNA, 300 nt
Organism: Aspergillus steynii IBT 23096
Lineage: Eukaryota; Fungi; Ascomycota; Eurotiomycetes; Eurotiales; Aspergillaceae
Exons: 3
Coding region: 1-300 (99 amino acids)
Source: RefSeq, a predicted model, not a curated record